AUGGUGCGCAUCGGCAGUACUAAUAAGGUGUCCUCCAUCACCAAAGGCAAGCGAAAGAAAUGGGUGUUGUGUCGAGGGAUCGGUUUGGCGGCCACGUCGUUUGCAUUAAUGUUCUACGUGUCCUCCUUGACUCCGAUUCCAGCCAUUCCCAAACCACCACCGAUGCUGUUGUCCACUUUGAACACUACCAAGAUUACGACAGAUGUCCGUGGGAAUUUGGGACCCCCGGAAGUGAUGCUGCGUGGUGGUACCGACUGGUUGAAAGAUCGAUGGCAGGCCGCUAGUGACAUGCAUGGGACUGCCAUUCAAGGCCAUCAUCAAGUGAUGCUGUCGUUUCAUUUUCCAGUACAAGUCACGUCCAUUGUACUCGAUUGGGAAGCCGCCUAUUCCAAAGACUACUUGAUCGAAGCGGCCAUGAGCAAUCUCGUAUGGUACACUCUGCACGAUACAGCAGCAGCACAGCCAACAAAUGCCUUUGUCUUGGCGUCCGAAGGAACAUCGGGACAAAGUCCAGGAGUUAAAUCCAAAACUCCACUCCAUAUCAUGCAUACACUGGCCCAACGCAAUUCCACCAAUAGCAAUCUACAAUAUCCCAAAUUGCAAUAUUUGAGAUUGACCAUACGAAAAUCAGCCAUGGGAUGGGGUGUAUCUCUUUGGAGAGUGCAGGUUUUUGGCUGGCCGCUAUAA
Seminavis robusta is the source of this 687-nucleotide messenger RNA. The record is from the annotation of a GenBank genome assembly. Lineage: Eukaryota; Bacillariophyta; Bacillariophyceae; Naviculales; Naviculaceae.